AACAUUCGCGGAAACGUUUCCUCUCCGUUUUUUUUUUUUUCUUAGAAAAUGAUGCUAACAGGUUUUUCACCUGUUGCAUAAAUCUUUGUUUGAGCUUUCUGGAGAAGACUUACGAGGAAGAUGGGGAAAUUUUAGAAGAAUAUUUGAAACAUUCAAAUGCCAAAAGAAUUUUUAACCAUAUUUAGAAUAUCAUUAUUUAUGAGGACUAUCACUGAUUUAUUGGUUGAAUUAUGCAAACAAAAUUUCUGUUGGUUUUUUUUCUUUGCUUUGAAAUUUUGUUAAAGAGCGAAUCAUCAAGUGCGUAUGCCUUUUUUCUUGCCUUGAUGUGUAGGCGUAUACUCCAUGUUUUUCAAAGGAGGGAGGGAACGUAAUCCCGUUAAUUUUUCUGCGUAGUCUCUCUUGGAGGCUCCUAUAAAGCUUCUUCGAAUGGGGAAGUCUUAAAAUAAUGGUAUAAUGACAUCUAAUAUCAUGUAUGAUAAUUUUUAAAAUCAAAAAAUUAUUUUACAAAAUAAUAAACACAAAAUUCAGAGAUGUUUCAUUAAACCUAACCUUAAAUUUUGGUGAUACUAUUAAUUAAAUAUGAGUUACUAAUUCUAUGUUUUUCUGUAGUAUACCUUAACAUUAAAAGAUGAUUAUUUCUGUAAUAUAUUUGCUGCGUUAUCAUUAAAUAUUAGUGUUUAUUCAGUUGUGCCUCAAAAUAUAAAAUAAUACUAGAUAAUAUAUUUAAUUAAUCAUGUAUUUUCUUUUUUAGUUAUUUAUUUGUUAACUGGACAUAAAGAAUUACCGAGCACCUGCAAUGAAAUGUGUGAUUUUUUUUUUCUUGCAAUUUCCUUUUUCUCCUUUCAACAAGUAGGUGCCAUUUUAAGAUGUUGGGCAUUAAAAUAGACAAGGCCUAGUGAAAUUAAUACCUUACUCAAAGCCAUUUAUCAGUAAAUCACAGAAUGGUACUAGAAUUAUUGUUAACCGCUUUUUUUUUUCGACUGAGGCACAGAGCUGGCCCCUCCAGAGGCUAGCAGUGUAGUGUGUGUGUGUGUGUGUGUGUGUGUGUGUGUGUGUGUGUUGGAGGUGUGCUACAGAACAGAACAUUUUACACAGAUGAAAGUGGAGAAUUUUGGGGUGCUGGUAUCAAAUUCAGGAUCUUGCAGGUGUGUAACAGGCUUCCACCAUUGAGCUUCCCCUCAGCUUCCCCUCCCCACGGCAGCCAAAGAAAGUCAAAGCCUUUCAAGAUGGUUUUGUCCUUCCGAGGUAGAAGAAAAUUCUAGAAAGAAUUUAUCUACAUGCCUCUCCCAUUGUUUACGUCUGUGGCGGUCAGCUUUCUGUAAACAGCUGUGGCACCUGUGGCUUCCUGAUUGUAAACCUAGUAGGCAUCCUUCAAAAUUUGUAGCAUCUUUUGACAUCUCACAGUACAGAUUAUUUUCUCUCUGUAACAUUCCCUUUUCUCAGUUUUUUUAAAAAAACAUUCUCCUCGAAUUCUUUUUAUUUUGUGGGGUCCAGAGUUAAACCCCUUGGCAUUUUAUGUUACUGAAAAUAUCAUAUAUAUAUAGGUAAUGCCCAAAUCUGCAGCCUCUGCUGGCUUAAUACAUUCUACUGCUUACUAAACAUAACAUUAUGCUAUUAUUUUAUUAAACAGUGUCAUGAUGGCUGUUCUUACUGCUAUAUAUGCAGAUACUUGAAAGCUUGCUACGUGACUAAUAUUGUACCAAGUGUGUUGCUUGUAUAUUCUGAUUUAUUCUUUAUAAAACCUUAUGAAUGAUUUACUUUUAUUCCCUUGAAAAGUUUGGAAAUUGAGGUCCACAGAUAUUAGUCUUCUGACAGAUAAAACUAGGAUUUGAUCCCAGGAGUCUGAGAACUGUUUUGAUGCUUGGGGUUGUUUGGUACUCCUCAGCUGCUCAGUCAGUGUGCCUCACACUGGGUUGUGUUCCCAUAAGAAUUUCCUAUUGUACGUGUACCUACUAUUUAUUGGUACUUGUUUAAUGCACUGUGGUAAGUCAUUUAACUGCUAGAAUAACCCAUAGAACCGUGAGUAAGCACUGUCAGGUAAAGUUUACAAAUAAGGAGGUGAAGGAAUGUCUAAUGCCACACAGGUAGCCAUGGAAACAUAAUACUAGGAGUUGGGUUUAAAGCUAUUCUGUUAUAGUAAUUGCAUUAUAUUAUAGCUAAUACUAUUGUCCUGCUUAUUCUAGUUCUAGAGACACAGAAGAAACUAUCCUUGAUUCUCUUACCUCUUUACUAGUUAUGGAGUGUUCCUAAAAUAUUAAAAACGUUCUCUUCAAGGGCAAAGGUGUGACCAAAGGUCUGAUCACACUGGCCUUGCAGCCUGUGUCUCUGUAGUUUGGCGUGGAUUAGAAAGUAGAUGACAAGAGGAGUGCUGAGGGUAAGUGACCGCUGAGUGCUCGGCUCUAAUUAGAACACUGGUACCUCCACCACCGCCCCCCACAGACUCAGGGCGCAGCAGAGGAGUGUGGGAAAAAAUGUAAUAACUGGAGGGACAGAGGAGUGUGGGAAAAAAUGUAAUAACUGGAGGGUGGCUGGUUUGUGCUGCGGAAUGAUGUCUUCCGGACGUGAGAUAACUUAAAUCCAUGAGCUCGCUGCUCCUGUGGUUAACCUGUAUAAGGGCAGACCCCUCAACAUUUCCUCGUGAACAGCACCCACCCAACUGCGUUAGGGACAAUUGGCAGAAUAUGGUUACUGGGCACGAGAGUGGCAUUUUCUUCAGCAGUGUAGUCACUUAUAAGUUACCCAAGCUCCAGUAAAUAAUUGUCAUUCUUGCUUAUACAAUCAACCUUACUUCAAUUCAGUGAGUCCCACACAGAGACCUGAAAAUUGGAGGGGACUUAGUAGGGAGAAGGGUUUCAGUGGGGGAGGGGGAUGGCAAGUGAGAGAACGAAAUGGCACUGAGAAAAACUAAAUUCAUUAUCUGUUUACCUGUCUAUCUCAUCUAUCUGUAUAUGAAACUGUCAAAAACUAAGAUUUUUUUUAAAAGCAAAGUAGGUGACCAGGUUUAUUAGGUCUGUAUCUGCUUAAAGAAUAAACACCACCUUUUAUCAGCAAAAUAUAGUGGUUUUCACUGCAUGUGUUAAGUAGAUUCAUUUAUAUAAUCAUUCUUUUCUUUUUAGUAUUCUCUUUCUCUCCCAAGGAACAAGGAUGAGGAUGCCUGGGAAACCUGGAACAUUAAUAAAGCCUGAGUCGACCCCACCUCUAGGUUCCUGUCUUGAUAUCCUGCUCUGAUUUUCCUUCACGAUGGACCAUGAUGUGCAAAUGCUGCCACCCUAAGCGUACUCUUCAGGAUACCUUAGAAACUCAAAUUAACACUAAUAACCCAGAGCACUGAGGAGCACGUGAUCAGAAGCUGAAGAUUCAGAGGACAAUGUUAGUGUAGAGGAAGGCAAGCAAGAAAAGACAUAUCAGAGUUAUCAGACAACAAGAGAAAUGGAACAAGAAACUCCAGAGAACGUGGAUUCUGCACAGGAGAAAGUUAGUGCCCAGUCAGAGGCAGGCGAUGAUGCAAAUGACAGAGGAGAAAAGGCUGAACUGGAAGGGAAGGAGGAACUGGCAGAAGCCUAUCAGCUCCAGGUGGCUGAAGAAAUGGCGAAGGAGAUUAAGAAGAAGAUAAGAAAGAAACUGAAAGAGCAGCUGACGUACUUUCCUUCGGAUACUCUCUUACAUGAUGACAAGCUGGCCAGUGAAAAGAGAAAGAAGAAGAAGAAGAAAGUCCCGGCCCCGUCUAAACCUGAAAAGAGUACCUCCGAUGUCUGUGGUAGUGAAGCUGCAGAUGAACAACAGAAAGAGUGUUCCCUUGAGACGGCUACUCCAGGGCCUCACCCCGACGAGGAAGUACGCUCAGAAGAGAAGAAGGGAGGUAACAGUAUGCCAGAGACCAGAAAACCCAAACCCAAAAGGACAAAAAAGAAAACUAAAACAGGUCUGGUUGAGAAGGACGGCGUGAAUGGUGAUGGUGUUCAUGAAAUAACAAGCCGAGACAGUCCAGUUCAUCCCAAAUGUUUGCUUGAUGAUGAUCUUGUCAUGGGCGUUUACAUUCACCGAACUGAUCGGCUUAAGGCAGAUGUUAUGAUUUCUCACCCAAUGGUGAAAAUUCAUGUGGUUGAUGAGCAUACCGGUCAAUAUGUCAAGAAAGAUGAUAGUGAACGUCCUGUUUCAUCUUAUUAUGAAAAAGACAAUGUGGAUUAUAUUCUUCCUAUUAUGACUCAACCAUAUGACUUUAAAAAGUUAAAAUCAAGGCUUCCAGAAUGGGAAGAACAAAUUAUAUUUAAUGAAAAUUUUCCCUAUUUGCUUCGAGAGUUUGAUGAGUGUCCAAAAGUCAUCCUCUUCUUUGAGAUUCUUGACUUUUUAAGCAUGGAUGAAAUUAAGAAUAACUCUGAGGUUAAAAACCAAGAAUGUGGCUUUCGGAAAAUUGCCUGGGCAUUUCUUAAGCUUCUGGGAGCCAAUGGAAACGCAAACAUCAAUUCAAAACUUCGUCUCCAGCUCUACUACCCACCCACUAAGCCUCGAUCUCAAUCAAAUGUUGUUGAGGUUUUUGAAUGGUGGUCCAAGUGUCCAAGACAUCGUUAUCCAUCAACAUUGUAUGUAACCGUACGGGGACUGAAAAUUCCGGACUGUAUAAAGCCAUCUUACCGCUCUAUGAUGGCUCUUCAGGAGGAAAAAGGUAUACCCGUGUAUUGUGAACGCCACCGUGAGACAAGUUCAGUAGACACAGAACCAGGAUUAGAAGAUUCAAAGGAAGUGGUAAAGUGGAAACGUCUCCCGGGUCAGGCUUGUCGUAUCCCUAACAAGCACCUCUUCUCACUGAAUGCUGGAGAACGAGGGUGUUUCUGUCUUGGUUUCUCCCACAACGGAAGAAUAUUAGCAGCCGCCUGUGCCAGCCGAGAUGGAUAUCCGAUUAUACUGUAUGAAAUUCCUUCUGGACGUUUCAUGAGAGAAUUGUGUGGCCACCUCAAUAUCAUUUAUGAUCUUGACUGGUCAAAAGAUGAUCGCUAUCUCGUUACUUCAUCAUCCGAUGGCACUGCCAGGGUUUGGAAGAAUGAAAUAAACAGUACAAGUACCUUCCGAGUCUUACCUCAUCCUUCUUUCGUCUACACGGCGAAGUUCCAUCCAGCUACACGAGAUCUGGUGGUUACGGGAUGCUAUGACUCAAUGAUAAGGAUAUGGAAAAUUGAUAUGAGACAAGAUACUCCCGUAUUAGUCCGCCAGCUUGAUGUUCACAAGAGUUUUGUCAACUCCGUCUGUUUUGAUGAUGAAGGUCAUCACAUGUAUUCAGGAGACUGCAUCGGGGUGAUUGUUGUUUGGGACACUUACGUGAAAGUGACAGAUUUGCAGCACUCAGUGCGCCACUGGACAAUAAAUAAGGAAAUCAAGGAGACUGAAUUCCGGGGAGUUCCAAUAAGUUAUCUGGAGGUCCACCCCAGUGGAAAACGUUUAUUAAUCCACACCAAAGACAGCACACUGAGGAUCAUGGAUCUGCGGAUACUAGCAGCAAGGAAAUUUGUCGGAGCCGCGAAUUACCGGGAGAAGAUCCAUAGCACUUUGACCCCAUGCGGGACUUUCCUCUUCUCUGGGAGUGAGGAUGGAAUAGUGUAUGUUUGGAACCCAGAGACAGGAGAACAAGUAGCAAUGUAUUCAGACCUGCCAUUCAAGUCAACUAUCCGAGACAUAUCCUACCAUCCGUUUGAAAAUAUGGUUGCAUUUUGUGCAUUUGGGCAGAGUGAGCCAGUUCUUCUUUAUGUUUAUGAUUUCCAUGUAGCCCAGCAAGAGGCUGAAAUGUUCAAACGCUAUAAUGGGACACUCCCAUUGCCUGGCAUCCAUCAAAGUCAGGAUGCUUUGUGCACCUGCCCUAAACUGCCCCCUCAAGGCUCUUUUCAGAUUGAUGAAUUGGUCAACACUGAAAAUAAUUCAUCAAGAAAGAUUCAACUUGUGAAGCAGAGACUCGAAACUGUCACAGAGGUGAUACGAUCCUGUGCUGCAAAAGUCAACAAAAAUCUCUCAAUGACUUCACCACCACCAGGCCCUACAAAGAAGCAGAGGGUGAAGCAGUCGUUUGUGCUGACCACGGAUGAGAUUAUUCAUCAGUUUGGGUUCCCUCAAACUGCAUUUAUCAGCAUAGAAAGAAGGCCUUUCACCCGUCAAGUAGAUGCACCACCAAUGGUCGUGGCUCUUUAUGACUACACAGCGAGCCGAUCAGAUGAACUAACCAUCCAUCGCGGAGACAUUAUCCGAGUGUUUUUCAAAGAUAAUGAAGACUGGUGGUACGGCAGCUUAGGAAAGGGGCAGGAAGGGUUUUUUCCAGCUAAUCAUGUGGCUAGUGAAACACUGUAUCGAGAAUCGCCUCCAGAGGUAAAGGAGCGAUCUCCUCCUUUAACUCCCAAGGAGAAAACUAAGACAGAAAAGCUUUCAGCUUCUCAAAAGCGGUUCCUGAAUAAGGACAGGUCCCCGGAUUCCAGACUAGGCUCCCAGUCCAUGGCCCCGGCUUAGUCCUGUUCUGACCUGACUGCGAAGGCAGGCGUUCCAGGUGAGAGUUGGCAGCCACUGCGAGCAUCAGCCUGAUGGAGAAAAUGCUGACCGGGAGUUUCCUGCCGUAGCUGCUGAGCUAGACAGUGAUGUGCACUAGUAAUGACACAUGAUAUGUGCCUAUGAGUGUGUCCAGUGUGCCAAGGAACACUCACGCUAUGCACAUCAUUUUCUAAAUGUAAGUUUGUCAGGCACCUAACAUGCCAUCAAAAUGUUCUAGGUACUGGAGACAUGAGUAAACCUAUCAAAAUCCUCAUCUUAGAGAGCUGGCAUUUUACUUACAUGUGUAAACAUUUGUGUUAGAAUAUGCUAUACUGUGGAGAAAAGUUAAGUAUGGGGAGGAGAUAGAAAUGGGAGGUGUAAUUGUUGCAGUUUUGAGUUUUGUUUGUUCUGUUAAUAUUUUUGUUUGCAAGUCUUGUUCAGAAUCCUAGAGUGACCUUGAACUCAUAGGUGAUCCUCCUGAUCUUAUCCACCCAAGAACUGGAAUUCUAGAUGUGAGCCACUACAGUGGGUCUGUUGUAGUUUUAAGUUGAAUUGUGAGAAAAGGAAUUGAGUAAUGUGUGUACAAGGGGACAAGUGCGGAAGGCCAUGAGGCAGGAGUGUAGGAGCGAGCAUACUCGGUAUCCUAAAGAAACAGUGGGGAAAUUGCCAGCAUGCUGGAAUGGAUAAAGCAGUUGAGAGAACUCGAAAAGACGAGGGUAAGCAGUGGUCAGACCAUGUAACGUGGGUGUCACUAAAUAGAGGGAACAGCACAUUUCAACAUCACUCUGACAUGUGAGGUAAGAAUGGAUACACAUUAAUAGGUGAGGGUGAAGGCAGAGAGACUAGUUAAGAUCAUAUUAAAAGUAUCAGAAGAGAUUCGGCCAUACCUAGAGGAAGUACGGUAGCAAGGGGGUUAGUGAAAGGGUCAGAACUGGGGCUGGGUCGUCCCUCAGUCACCUAAGUCCUUACCUAAAAAGCAUGAGUUUCAUGCCCAGAACACAUGUUAAAAAAUGAUAGACAUGGGAACCCAUUUCUGUAAUCCCAACGCCGGUGAGGUGGAGAGAGAAAAUCCUUGGGGCUUGCUGGCCAGCCAGUCCAGCCUGAUUAGUGCGCACCAGGUCAAUGAAAGACUGUCUCAAGGAAGACAGACAGUGUUCCUGAGGAUGAUACCUGCCCUGCUUAGGGUUACUGUUGCUGUGAUGAAACACCAUGCCCAAAACCAUGAUGCCCAAAAAUGAAAGGGUAUAUAUUUGGCUUACACUUCCACAGCGCUGUUCAUCAUCAAAGGAAGCCAGGAUAGGAACUCAAACAACGUAGGAACCUGGAGGCUGGAACUGAUGCGCAGGCCUCAGAGGGGUGCUGCUUACGGGGCUUGCUCAUCAUGGCUUGUUCAAUCUGCUUUCCUGUUGAAGUCAAAACCAGCAGCCCAGGGAUGGCACCACACACAACGGGGUGGGUUCCCCAUCAAUCACUAAUUAAGAAAAUACUCUACAGGCUGUGUACAGCCCCAUCUUAUGGAGGCAUUUUCUUAAUUAAGGCUCCCUCCACCAGAUGAUGUUAGCUUAUAUCAGUUGACAUUAAACUAUCCAGCACACCGCCAAGGUUGUCCUUGGCUUUCAUAUGCACACACAAGUGCUUGCACACCAACAUACACAUCAACAAGUAAUCAACAUUGCACACAUCCAUACAAGCAUUCACACAUAUGCAUACAUGUAUUUUUAUAGGUCUGGUUUUAUAUAUACAGAUGUAUUUGUGACAGUUUUACUGAAAUAUACUUGGUAUAUAAUAAAUGACGUACAUUUCAGAUUUUAAGAAAGAGACACUCAUGAGCCAUCACCACAAAGAAUUCCUCAAUCUUUUCACGUUCUUUCAUUUCUUCCUUUCUGUAACUACCAUCCCUUGACAACCAGUGAUCCUCUCUCUCCUUCCAGAGUUUCAAAGACCACAAUUUGUUUAUUCAUUACCUGUUUAUAUGUCUUUGAGUUGUCUCGUUUGGAGCCACUACAAAUAUCAGUAUUUGUGUAAAUCAUCACAUAGAUAUUUGCAUUCGUGUUUAUUGGGUAAAUAACUAGAAUUGGGUGACUAGAGUUGUUUUAAUACAUUUUCUGUGUCAUCUCAUGUUUACCUACUCGCAAGAGAGUUGUGCUUCCUCCCCAGGACAAGACACAGUCAGGCUGUAAUCCCAGCCCUUCCAAUUCGAGAGGGGCCUCAUGUGCUUUGACUUUGUGGAUCCUUAUCCCUAAUGGCCUAUGAUGUCAAGGACGAGUGUGUGUGUGUGUGUGUGUGUGUGUCCCCAUAUAUAUUUAUGAUCUCUUUGGUGAAAUGAGUAUCUAUUUGAAUAGUGCUUUACCUUUUUAAUACUUGAAAGACUUCUGUUAAUUUUUUUUCUACAUGUAUUUCUUUAUUUUUGGAGGAGGGCCCUGUAUACCAUGGUGUGUGUGGCGUUCAGAGGAUAACUUGAAGGAGUCAGUUCUUUCCUUCUUCAUAUGGAUUCUGGGAAUCAAACUCUGGUUGUCAGGCUUGGUGGCACGUGCAUUACCUGCUGAGCCAUCCCUCCAGACCUAGUAUUACUAAGCUUCAGGAGUACACCACAUCUUCUGAAUACGGCCUCUCUUCCUGACUCUACUGCGCUGCCUCUCACUAUAGCCUCACAGAGCCUCUGCCUGCACACAUGUGGAGACAGUGUGUGCAUGAUCACACAAGCAAACACAUCAUUUUAAGACACUGCUAUUGUCCUAACUGGAUAAACCAUAUUGAGCUUACUCACGCUCCCUGUCUCCAGACACAGUCACAUUGAAAGCUAGACCUUGAACUUGAGUUAUGUAUAUACAUGCAGUUUUGUGUACAAAUACUUUAUCAUUCCCGGUAAUCCCUUGAUUUUUAAAUUCUUGUAUCUUUUUAAAGCUGUUUAGGAUAUUCCCACCUUUACCAUGGUGUAUGUUUUGCUAUUACCAUUGAGAUUUUCACGGUCUUCUACAGUUGGGUGUUCUAAACUUUAGUAGGAGCUUCUCCCACUUCUUCCCUUGCCUCUAAGAAAUACCCUGUGACAGUAAAGGGUUGUUUUUCCAUCUACAUUGAUAACAUUUUCUGGUUUUCCCUUGGCAUCUAAACAGAAUUUGCUCAAUUCUUGUCCCUUUCAUGUCUGAGAUGGAGCAUUGCGUCUCACCCCUUUGGAGAGUGGCACUUGUAGUUUUCCCAGUGGUUUUUCUCAGGCCCCCGACUUAUCAUCCCUGUCCAUCCCUCUGUCCCUUCCCUAGAUCCAGGCCUUAUCUAACCCACUACAGCAGCUGUCAUGCUGGCUCCUCAUUUCUAAUCUUUCCUUC
This is a messenger RNA of Myodes glareolus (Bank vole), 9827 nucleotides long. NCBI's taxonomy places the organism in Eukaryota, Metazoa, Chordata, Mammalia, Rodentia, Cricetidae. The record is from RefSeq and is a predicted model, not a curated record.